CGACUAGAUUCAGAGGGCGAACAUAAGCGGAGAAGAAUGCCCUCUUUUUUCUCUGCAACUUCUUGCUCGGUUCUUUCCGCUAGAGCCUUCCAAUCUUCCUCAGCUUUCCCCUUCUUACCUCAAAACCCUAGGUCUCUUCCCUCUGCGUUUUCGAAACUUCUCGAGUUCCGGUGCCACCGGAGGAGUAUCAAAUUCAAACAAAAUCACGAACCGAUCAGAACGAGUUAUGCCUGCGUUAAGCUAAAGGAAACCGUCGAGGAUAUCAAGCAAGGCAAAAUCAGGCUCGAUUCUUGGAUCUCUUCUCGGAUUGAAGGCAUCAGUAGAGCUUCGAGUGCAGUCGAGUGUAAAGUCAGGCCUCGUCAUCGUGAACGGCCGCGUCUUCGAUAAGGUCUCGCACAAUUUGAGAGCAGGAGAUAAGGUGAAUUGCGUAAUUUCGGACUUGCAGCCAUUGAGGACUGAACCUGAAGAUAUGCCGUUGGAUAUAGUUUACGAAGAUCAGCAUGUUCUUUUAGUUAAUAAACCUUCACGUAUGGUAACCUCCAGAAGCUGAAGCUGUUUUAGUAUUUUUUGAAUUUUUUCUCGAAUAGCAGUUCUUCUUUUGCUCUUGUUAAAGCAUGAGAUAUUAUGUAUCUUUUUAAUAUUUGUUACCGAAUGCUGAGGUUAAUU
Molecule: messenger RNA, 666 nt
Organism: Rubroshorea leprosula
Lineage: Eukaryota; Viridiplantae; Streptophyta; Magnoliopsida; Malvales; Dipterocarpaceae
Source: the annotation of a GenBank genome assembly